AGAGGAUUCCGCCGUCGGGCUGCUAGGACGUAUACAGUGAGUGACCGAGACUCGAAAUGGGAAUGUCGGAGGACGAAGUUCCUGCGCCCAGACUGUGCCAUAUUCAAAAGUGGCCCGACUUUGACGGCUUCGGCUUCAACCUGCACGCCGAAAAGGGCCGCAGCGGCCAGUACGUCGGCAAGGUGGACGACGGCUCGCCGUCUGAGGCCGCCGGCCUCAAGCAGGGAGACAGGAUCAUUGAGGUAAACGGAGUGAACAUCAGCAACGAGAACCACCGGCAGGUGGUGGCGCGGAUAAAAGCGGUUGCGGACGAGACGCGUCUGUUGGUGGUGGACUCUGCGGCCGAGGCGUACUUCAAGACGCGCGAGAUGGUGAUUCGCGGUGACAUGCCCGGCGUCAUCCACCUCAGCUCGUCCAAACAAGAGCAGCAGCAACAGCAGCCACCGUCGCCACAGCAGCAGCACCAGGAGCAGCAGCAGCACAAGUCCGGCGCAGAGCAGCAGGAGGUGGUGAGUAACACCAGCAGUGCCACCACGCCCGAGACGGACCGGAAGCACCACGUCGAGGUGCAGGAAGAGGAGGAGGAAGAGGAGAGCCCGUCGGAGACGACCACCAUCGAGGCCAAGUCCAACGGCAGCAUCGCCUCCAGUAGUCCAAAAAUGGAAGACAAGAUUGAGAAGGAGCCCUCCCAAACUGCAUCUCCAAAUCAGAGCAAUCGUCCGCCUGGUUUAAAUAUGACGGCCGCCGAGCUGAGGGCGCAGCUGGCGCAGCGCAAGAAAUUUGACCCGAAGAAGGAAAACAUGGACCUGCGAAGAAAAUUCGACAUCGUGCAGACCCUGUGAGACUGAGCAAGAAAGGGUGCCAAAACCGCCAUGCGAUACAUAUUCCUAUUUUUGUAGAUGUAAAUAAAUAAAUAAACGCACCAAAUCACGCCAGUGAAUUAUGUACCAACAAAAAAGACAAUACGGUUAAUGUUUAAAAUAGUGUGACCGCAGGCUGCUCAGCGUCAGUCUCGAGAUAUAAUUUAUAUGUAUAAUCACGUGUCCGACUUAAAUAAAAAUUACCAUUUAUUACGAAUGCACAA
Cloeon dipterum is the source of this 1084-nucleotide messenger RNA. Its product is annotated as Na(+)/H(+) exchange regulatory cofactor NHE-RF1. The transcript has 4 exons. The record is from RefSeq and is a predicted model, not a curated record. Gene Ontology annotation, cellular component: apical plasma membrane. Bases 57 to 842 code for a protein of 261 amino acids. Gene Ontology annotation, molecular function: protein binding; protein-membrane adaptor activity. Gene Ontology annotation, biological process: protein localization to plasma membrane. NCBI's taxonomy places the organism in Eukaryota, Metazoa, Arthropoda, Insecta, Ephemeroptera, Baetidae.